Messenger RNA from Lodderomyces margitis, 1293 nucleotides. It is a transcript of the gene SPT14, whose product is annotated as phosphatidylinositol N-acetylglucosaminyltransferase. Gene Ontology annotation, molecular function: phosphatidylinositol N-acetylglucosaminyltransferase activity. Gene Ontology annotation, biological process: GPI anchor biosynthetic process. The transcript has a single exon. Gene Ontology annotation, cellular component: glycosylphosphatidylinositol-N-acetylglucosaminyltransferase (GPI-GnT) complex. NCBI's taxonomy places the organism in Eukaryota, Fungi, Ascomycota, Pichiomycetes, Serinales, Debaryomycetaceae. The record is from RefSeq and is a predicted model, not a curated record. The coding region runs from base 1 to 1293 and encodes 430 amino acids.
AUGGUUACUGAUUUUUUCUACCCACAGCCAGGUGGCGUAGAGUUUCAUGUAUAUCAUUUAUCUCAAAAGCUAAUAGACUUGGGACAUUCAGUAAUCAUCAUAACUCACAAUUAUAGUGGUAGAAACGGAAUACGAUAUCUAACCAAUGGGUUGAAGGUGUACUAUGUACCUUUCUGGGUGCUUUACAGAUCUUCAGCCUUUCCCACGGUUUUCUCAGCAUUCCCAAUACUACGCAACAUAUUCAUUCGAGAAAAUAUUGAUAUUAUACACGGACACGGGUCUUUAAGUACAUUCGGACAUGAAGCUAUAUUUCACGGCAGAACAAUGGGGUUGAAAACGGUCUUUACUGAUCACUCUCUUUUUGGGUUUGCCGAUUUUGGCUCCAUAUGGGGUAAUAAGGUAUUGAAAUUUGCUAUCAGUGAUGUGGGACAUGUUAUAUGUGUCAGUCACACAUGUAAAGAGAACACAGUCUUGAGGGCAAGCAUUGAGCCAUGGAAAGUGUCAGUGAUACCCAAUGCAGUCAUUUCGAAGGAUUUUCAACCAAACAAACGGCUUGAAAAGAAGGAAAAUGAUCGUGAGAUUACAAUCGUUGUAAUUACCAGGCUUUUCCCUAAUAAGGGAGCCGAUUUGUUAACGGCUAUUAUACCUCGGAUAUGCCUUGCCAAUCCAAAAAUAAAAUUUGUCAUUGCUGGCGAUGGUCCAAAAUUCUUGGAUUUGGAGCAAAUGAGAGAGAAGUACUUCCUACAAGAGAGAGUUCAACUUGUUGGGGCAGUCAAACACGAAGAAGUAAGAAAUGUCAUGACCCAAGGUGAGAUAUAUUUACAUCCUUCAUUGACGGAAGCGUUUGGAACUGUUAUUGUUGAGGCUGCAUCGUGUGGACUUUAUGUUGUGACAACAAGGGUUGGCGGUAUACCUGAGGUGUUGCCAUCUAAUAUGACUAGCUUUGCUGAACCUGAGGAGGAUUCAUUAGUUGAAACCACCCUAGAUGCAGUAUACAAAAUACAAUCAGGCGAAAUCAAUACAUCAAAUUUCCACGAAAGGGUGGCUACAAUGUAUAGUUGGAGUAACAUAGCUCAACGCACAGAAGAAGUUUACGACAGUUUGGAUUUGGAUGAAUUAAAUGAAUCAAUAAUCAAUCGAUUGCUGAAGUUUUACUGCUGUGGUAUAAUUGCCGGAAAGUUGUUUGUGUUAAUGGUGAUUGUUGAUAUUUUUAUAUAUACUGUCCUUGAACGGUUAUACCCUAGAGAACAUAUUGACCUAGCAACAAAGUGGCCCAAGCGACGAAAACACUAG